Molecule: messenger RNA, 1509 nt
Organism: Lolium rigidum
Lineage: Eukaryota; Viridiplantae; Streptophyta; Magnoliopsida; Poales; Poaceae
Product: UDP-glycosyltransferase 73C4-like
Exons: 1
Coding region: 1-1509 (502 amino acids)
Molecular function (GO): UDP-glycosyltransferase activity
Source: RefSeq, a predicted model, not a curated record
AUGGCCUCUACCACUAGCAGCAGCAGCAAGAAGCUACGUCUCCUGCUCAUCCCCUUCUUCGCGACCAGCCACAUCGAGCCCUUCACCCACCUUGCCAUUAGCCUCGCCGCGGCUGCUAGCCCCAGCGUCGCCGUAGAGGCAACGGUUGCGGUCACUCCGGCGAACGUUCCCAUCGUCCAGUCCGUGCUUGAGCGACACUAUGGCAUACAUGACGCUGCUGAGGAGACGCCUGUGAGGAUAGCGACGUAUCCGUUCCCGGAAGUGGACGGCCUCCCGAGGGGAGUGGAGAACCUGGGCAAGGCGGCGCCGGAGGAUUCGUGGCGCAUCGACGCCGCCGCGUUCAGCGAAACCCUGACACGCCCCGUGCAAGAGGUGUUGAUAAGGGAGCAGGUUCCGGACGCGCUCGUCACCGACGUGCACUUUCUCUGGAACGUCGGCAUCGCUGACGAGCAUGGCGUGCCGUGCGUCAUGUACAAGGUCAUCGGUGCCUUCCCGUUGAUGGUCCUGCAGCACCUCGACCUCGGCACGGACAGCGGCCCUGACGUGGCCACAGUCGCUCGGUUUCCGGGCCCUCCUAUGCGGAUACCAAGGACCGAGCUGCCGGAGUUCAUGAGAAGAAAACUGGAGGUUGAAGACUCCACGCACAAAAAGUUCUUCUCGGCGCAAGCUAACUGCUUCGGCCUGGCCGUCAACACAUUUUCAGCCCUGGAGCAGCAGUACUGCGACCUGCACAUGCGCGAAGGCUACGUGAAGCGCGCCUACUUCGUAGGGCCUGUCUCGCUGCCACCACCAUCGUCACCAGCGGCUACCGCGGCUGCCUUGAGCGGCGACUCGCAUCACUGCCUCGAUUGGCUCGGCUCGAAGCCAGAUCGAUCAGUUGUGUACCUGUGCUUCGGCAGUUUCGCCCCUAUCUCGGACGAGCAGCUGCACGAGCUCGCUCUCGGGCUGGAGGCCUCGGGAGAGUCGUUCCUGUGGGUGGUGAGGUCGGAGAGGUGGACUCCGCCGGAGGGGUGGGAGGAGCGUGUCCGAGGCAGGGGGAUGCUCGUCACGGCAUGGGCACCACAGACGGCUAUACUGGGGCACCCGGCGGUGGGUGCGUUCGUGACACACUGCGGGUGGAACUCGGUGCUGGAGACGGUGGCGGCGGGCGUGCCGGUGCUGACGUGGCCGCUUGUGUUUGAGCAGUUCAUCACCGAGAGGUUUGUCACGUACAUCCUUGGCAUCGGGGAGCGGCUGUGGCCGCACGGCGCCGGCAUACGGAGCACGCGGCACAUAGAAAACGAGGUAGUCCCUGCCGAAGCGGUGGCACGGGCGCUGACUGCGUUCAUGCUCCCUGGAGGACCAGGGGACGCGGGGAGGAGCAGGGUGAUGGACCUCGCCGCGAAGGCUCACGCGGCCAUGGCGGAAGGAGGCUCCUCGCAUUGUGAUCUGCGCCGUCUCGUCAAUGAUCUCGUGGAAGCGAGAGGUGCUGCGGCUGGAGGGACGAAGUUCGCUGAAAGUGAGUUUUAG